This is a messenger RNA of Cryphonectria parasitica EP155, 810 nucleotides long. RefSeq names its product alpha/beta-hydrolase. The transcript is spliced from 2 exons. The record is from RefSeq and is a predicted model, not a curated record. Gene Ontology annotation, biological process: lipid metabolic process. The annotation marks the transcript as partial. NCBI's taxonomy places the organism in Eukaryota, Fungi, Ascomycota, Sordariomycetes, Diaporthales, Cryphonectriaceae.
AUCACCGAGCAGGAGUUGACCGACUUUGUGCACUACGCCCAAUACGCCGGAGUGGCGUACUGUGAUCCUGUAGCGGGCAGACGUGUCUACUGCAAGGGCGACAUCUGCCCAGCAGGAAACCAUAGCAACGCGACUAUCCACUCGGUCUUUCACGGCGUCGAGACCGACAUCCUCGGGUUCAUCGCCAUCGACUCCACAGCUCGCGAGAUCACCCUCUCGGUCCGCGGCUCGACGUCCCUCAUCAACUGGCUGGCCGACGUCAUCUGGGCGCGCGAGCCCACGGACAUGUGCGACGGCUGCUGGGCGCACCUGGGCUUCCUGUUCGCCUACAGCGAGGUGGUGGACGCGGUGGACGCCUCGGUGGCGGCGGCGACGCGGCUGUUCCCGAGCUACAGGCUGGCGGUGACGGGCCACUCGCUCGGCGCCAGCGUGGCCACGCUGCUGGGCAUGCACCUCCGGGACGCCGGGUACGCGCUGGACCUGUACACGUACGGCUCGCCGCGGGUGGGCAACAGGGCGCUGGCGGCGCACGUCACGCGGCAGCCGGGCAGGGAGUUCCGCCUGACGCACGACGCGGAUGUGGUUACGCGCCUGCCGCCUAUCAAUCGAGACUUUCGACAUACUUCGCCCGAGUACUGGCUGAGCCCCGGCCCCAGCUUCCGGACGAGCUAUGACGCGGGGGAGGUCGAGGUGUGCAGGGGGUAUGCGAAUGUGGACUGUGCUGCGGGGGCGCCGUGGUGGAUGAUUGAUGUUAAUAGUCAUUUGUUUUAUCUUGUGGACAUUACCAGCUGUGGGGAGGACGAGGCGAGG